Messenger RNA from Pseudomassariella vexata, 645 nucleotides. RefSeq names its product P-loop containing nucleoside triphosphate hydrolase protein. Gene Ontology annotation, cellular component: Golgi apparatus. Gene Ontology annotation, molecular function: GTPase activity; GTP binding. The transcript has 2 exons. The coding region runs from base 1 to 645 and encodes 214 amino acids. Gene Ontology annotation, biological process: protein localization to organelle; intracellular protein transport; Golgi to plasma membrane protein transport. Lineage: Eukaryota; Fungi; Ascomycota; Sordariomycetes; Amphisphaeriales; Pseudomassariaceae. The record is from RefSeq and is a predicted model, not a curated record.
AUGUAUCACCUGGCCAAGGGCCUGUACCGGCUCGCGACCAGCAAGGAGGAGUACUCGGUGAUCCUCCUCGGCCUUGACAAUGCAGGCAAGACAACCUUCCACGAACAAACAAAAUCGCUCUUCCUUCCCGAACGGCCAGACCCCAAACUCAAAACCGUACCGACGGUAGGCCAGAACGUGUCGACCUUGACACUGCCUGACAUGUACCUGAAGAUCUGGGACGUGGGCGGGCAGCUGAGCCUACGCAAGCUGUGGCAGAGCUACUAUGCGAGCUGCCACGCCAUCGUCUUCAUCAUCGACAGCACCGACAUUGGGGAUGGGCUGCUCGAGGCCGAUCAGGACCAGCAUGGCCGCUUGGACGAGUGCCAUCUCGUGCUCGAGGACGUGCUGCAGAAUAGCGAGACCGAGGGCGUGCCCUUGCUGAUUCUCGCCAACAAGCAGGAUCGCGAGGACUGUGUCGAGGUUGUGCGAAUCAAGGAGGGGCUGGUCAAGAAGGUGUUUGAGGGAGAGAAGGCUAGCAGUAUACGUGACUCGAGGGUCUUGCCUGUCAGUGCUUUGACGGGGACCGGGGUUAGUGAGGCCAUCGAUUGGAUCAGGAGUAGAGUGAAGUGGAAUAAGGAGUCGCGGCCGCCGGUCAUGCGGUAG